Molecule: messenger RNA, 2090 nt
Organism: Labeo rohita (rohu)
Lineage: Eukaryota; Metazoa; Chordata; Actinopteri; Cypriniformes; Cyprinidae
Gene: pex11b
Product: peroxisomal biogenesis factor 11 beta
Exons: 4
Coding region: 216-1019 (267 amino acids)
Biological process (GO): regulation of peroxisome size; peroxisome fission
Cellular component (GO): peroxisomal membrane
Source: RefSeq, a predicted model, not a curated record
UCGGCUGCCGUCCGGGAUUAAACUGUCAAGCGACAAAACAAAGUGCAAAGUGCAACAGAGCAAGUAUGCCACACAAUUCCAGCGCAAGACUACAGUCAAGAGUGCGUGUUGUCUAAAAACAUCAAGGGUCUUCACGGUGAGCUUGUUUAACGUGUAUCUGACGCCGUGAAUUUGAGUAAAGAGGCGUUUGAAGGACGCACAGGCCCAGCGUGUGUAUGAUGGAGUCGUGGGUGAGAUUCAGCGCGCAGAGUCAAGCCAAAGAGCGCGUGUUCAGGGCUGCCCAGUACGCCUGCACACUGCUGGGGUACACGCUGCAGAAAGGAGGGGCGAGACCAGAGCUGCUGAACACCAUUAAACAGCUGGAAGCUCACAUGAGCCUGACCAGAAAAUUGAUGCGGUUAGGAAACUCCGCUGAAGCUCUGGAAGCAGCGAAACGCACUGUGCAUCUGUCAGACUGUGUGCUGCGGCUCUGCAUCACAGUGGCCCAUUUAAACAGAGCCAUGUAUUUUGCCUGUGAUAAUGUACUGUGGGCUGGCAAAACAGGACUGCUGCCCGAACUGGACCAAAACAAAUGGAGCCAGAGGUCAUUUAGAUACUACUUGUUCGCACUCAUCCUCAACCUAACUCGAGACGCGUAUGAAAUCCGUCUGCUGAUGGAGAGAGAGUCCCGCAGCAGUUCAACUAAAAGCUUCAACUCAAGUCCAUCCCCCCUCACGCCGACCCCAGAGAACGGAGGAGAGUUUCCUUUGACCCCGUCUCCCUCAGCGCUGUCUCCUCUGCCGCCCCUCCCCAUGCUCUCGGCCAGACUCAACAAACAGUUCCACCUCCUGAUCACAGUUCUGCGAAACAACCCUCCGCUGCUCCUGGACCUGCUGAAGAACCUGUGCGACAUUUUCAUCCCGCUGGACCGGCUGGGCAUGUACCCUACGGGCUCGGGCUUUGUGGGGGCCUGCGGCCUCACGUCUUCUAUCCUGUCCAUCCUCACUAUAGUUCAUCCCUGGCUUAAACUCAAGCCCUGAGUCCAAUGGCAAGAACUACCUGUCCUGUGGCUUUAUUUCUGAAGAGAACCUUUCAAGAGCUUGUGUAGAUAGUGGAAAGGAGAAUGUUUGUCAUUCAUUACUGUUUAACUGCACAUUCAAAACCAUUUCUGCUGUGUGUGGAAAAAAUGUAAAACAACAUCUGACAUAAUCUGAUUAAAAACAAACAAAAAAGCCCUGUUUAAUAGUAAUAUAAGUCUGAAAAUGUCCUAGUCUGACCAUUCCUCUCAUGUUUUACCCCAUGUAAAGCUGUUUUCAGUAUGGGGGUGUUCAAGUGCUCUUGUAAUUCAGCACAUAACUACAAAUGGCAAACUUACUUUCAGAAUCAUAAUUUUCUCCUGAUGAUGAAUCUGAUGAAGGAAAUGUCAGGGUUACAUUCACCCAAAAACCAACGGAAAAUAUGCAUGAGUGAAAUCUAAUACAAAUAUGCGACUUUUACAAAUGUACGUUACAAUUUAAAUAAUUGUGUUUUAGUAAUAAUAUUGCUUCGCUAGAUUCAAAAUGACACAGCAAAGGAGUCUGUAUAGACCCUGUUCUUUUCCAUAAGCUUUUUCUUAAAUCGAACAUUAAGCAUUAUUUGUCAAAUGUAUAACUUGCUAAUCAAACAUAAUUGUACAAGUAUAUUGCUUGUGUUUGGAAACAUUUUCUGUUAAAAAUAAUACUAGAUUCUUUUAAAAUCUAUUUCUAGGUUUGAAGCUGUUUGAAUUACGGAAGUUGUAAACCUCUGUAAUUUGUUACCAAACUCAUUUCAAAACUAGUAGUUUACAUUUUUGCAGUGAUGAAAAAAAUAUCAACCAAAAAGGUUUUGGCAAAUGGUUAAAUGGUUAUGUUGUAAACUUAAUUUAUCUUGUAAUUGAAUUAAAACUACAUCACUGACAGAGUGCUAUAAUGCAGAAUUUUUUUUUUAAAUGUGUGUACAUGACCUAUAGACUUUUAUGAAACCAUAUUUUGAAACUUCUUGAAUGUUAAUGCUAUGCAUCACUGGGGUUACUGAAUGGUGACAUGAUGGAGCUGUGAAUAUAACUUUUGAAAUAAAUAAUGCCUUGAAUUUUA